AUGUCGCUAUCCGUAAAUUUAAAUCGUUUUAAAAUAUUAAAAUGUAAAUAUGAGAAAUACGCCCAGCUGGAGUUUAGAGGUCACAUCAAAUACUCCGUGGUGCUUCUCGAUGACCAGGAACUUGUCAACGUCAACCAAAAAUUCGAAUGGCCCGUUUCCACUCCCGUUACGGCGGGGGAAGUCCUCACCGUUACCCUGUUGAUGCGGGUGCGGUUUGGUAGUUCUCGGAAGGUCGGUGUAUAUCGCCUCGGCUUGGAUAUCGUGGCCGCAGAUGGACAGAUCUCCGUGAUUGAUACUCUGCUCGAUGACCGGAACCAAGCUGUACCAGCAUUCGUCGAAAUGGACGUGUACUACACACCACCGGUACCGGCGGAAAUUACCCAUGAAGAUGAAACCAGCGCACGGAUCAUCGAAUUGCCACCUCGGCAGAACGCCCGAGCUCAGCUGCCUCAGACACCACCACAAAGGACACGGCCUUCACAGCCGCCACACCUUAUACCGUCUGUGCAUAUCAGUCGACGCUCGUCCGGACAGGGUUCUUCGAAGGAUUCCUCACAGAUUUAUAUACCACCUGCUGUCCCGGGCACCUCUUCACAGAGCUCUGCGCCACAAUCCGACGGCGAUGAUGAUAAUGCUCUCGAAAACUUGCAGAGGAACAUAGAAUCUUUGGAGACCUCCAUCAAAAUGAAAAACACAAUUAUUGACAUAGAUGCUGGAGAUGAGAGAGAGUCGCGCACGCGUAGACUGAAAAGUGCUGGAAAACGUAUUUUACGACGCGGCCUGUCCAUGGGUGUCAAUAAGAAUGAAACAGGUCCACCGGAAUCGCCAAACAAGCGAUCAACUUUAAAGACGAUGAAGAAUCUCAUGCGACUGGGUCGCCGCUAUCGCAGCGCUGGUGAUGAGGAGCAGGGCCUUUUGGAAAUGCCUGGAACAUCCACUGAUAUGGAUAGACCGACGAGCCAGACCUCAAUGUCUUCUGAUGAUAAUAUAUUCGUAGACACUCGCUUACCUGCCUCUAUACCAAGAGCAAAGAGCAGGCGUCAUGCUAUGAUAGAAGACACGUCUGAACCAGUAGCUCUGAAGGCUGCUGAUUUUCAAGUCUGCGUCACGAUCAUUGAAGCAAGGCAGUUGGCUGGCCUGAACAUGGAUCCAGUAGUUAGUAUCCAGAUUGGCGAAGUCCGCAAAUACACAAGCGUCAAAGAGAGCACAAACUGCCCUUAUUACAACGAAUACUUCGUUUUCGACUUUCACAUGGCUCCGGUUAUGCUGUUCGACAAGAUCAUAAUUCUAUCGGUGCUGCACUCACGUCGCAUCCUGCGUUCCGACAAGCUGCUCGGAAUUUUCAAAUUGGAUGUUGCGACUGUAUGGAAUCAGCCAGACCGUCAAUUCUACCAUAAGUGGGCAUUGCUUACUGACCCCGAUGACAUGGCUGCCGGUGCGAAGGGCUAUCUCAAGUGUGACAUCACCGUUAUCGGAAAAGGAGAUCCUAUCAAGAUACCUCCCAAGAGUGACAAAGACGAUGACGAUAUAGAAGCGAACCUGUUGCUACCGGAUGGUGUGCCCCUCGAGCGUCAACGUGCUCGCUUCAUAAUAAAGGUUUACAAGGCCGAUGGCCUUCCAGAGAUGAACUAUUCCAUCAUGGCAAAUGUUAAAAAAGCAUUUACUGGAGAGAGGCAAGAUCUGGUAGAUCCUUAUGUACACGUCUCCUUCGCCGGUAUGAUUGGUUACACAUCGGUGAAGAAAAAUUCAUACAACCCACUAUGGAAUGAGCAAAUAGUAUUUACGGAGAUGUUCCCGCCGCUGUGCCAGCGCAUCAGGAUACAACUCAGAGAUAACCACCCAGUACAUCCGAGUGUCAUCGGCACCCAUUUCAUCGACCUAAGAACUAUUUCCUACGAUGGAGAUGGAGGUUUUUUACCAACAUUCGGACCAUCUUACAUAUAUAUGUACGGAUCCACUCGUGAUUACACCCUAUUAGAUCAGCAUUCCGGUCUAAAUUUGGGAAUGGGAGAAGGCGUUGCAUAUCGAGCUCGAGUUCUCGUCUCAAUUCGUACUGAGAUCAUCGACAGUUUCGAAUUUCCAUCGUCGAAUGUCGUGAUUGAACCGAUUAUACCUAUACAUGAAGCUUCGUACGAAAAAAACGAGCAAUUUUUCUUAUUUGGAUGUAUAUACGAUGUUCACAUGAUCGACAAAAGUCUUGUUGACAAGCCGAUUCAUUUUGAGCUGAGCAUCGGUAACGCUGGAAACACUAUUGAUGGCCGUAAUCAAUCCUUAAGAAGACCUCAAGAUUUAGAUAACGUCGAUCUCGAUGAACUAAGUUCAGACACGGGUUACUGGCAGAGUACAACAGUACCCGUCAAAGCUGUUGCUUGUGGUGACAAGCACUACUAUUAUCUGCCAUAUUGGGACACCAAACAGUGCAUGCAAGUCCGCAGUAUUUGGCCGGAUCAUCGCCGGCGCAUGUACAACUCUAACCUAAUUGCGAACAUCAUUGACCUCUUUGAUGAGGGGCUCGCGGACGCUAGUACAGCAUUGCAUAGCGAUGAAGGUCCCGACAAUACUUGCUUGGCCGGUCUGAAGUCAGCCUUAGAGGCUGUGAGCGUGGCUUGUGCCAACUACGUAAAACAUAUGAAUAACUCACCACCGAUUGGCAACACUAAGCUUGACCGUGAAAGACAUAAAUUAUGCAUAUCAGAAAUUGAUCAAAUUGGCGUUUCGACGAGAAGUCUAAAGGCGCUAAUAACGAAAAAUUCCUUAAAAGAACGCCUGCGUACUGCGUACUCAUAUCUGAACAGGCUGAAGCACAUAUGUGAAGAUGCGCAACAAGCCAUGCCAGAUGUUUUUCUUUGGAUGAUAAGCCAAGGAAAGCGUCUCGCUUACCAAAGGUUCAGUGCCAGAGAUCUCAUAUAUUCAGAAAGUCGAGAUGAAACUGGACGAAUGUGCGGAAAGAUACAGUCAAUGUUCAUGAAGUGGCCUGGAAAACGGGCAUCUCUACCAAGUGGAUGGGCGGUACCGGCCAAGGUCAAUGUAUACUUAUGGCUCGGUGUCGUUCAAGACAAGAAACAUUACAUAGAUGGCCUUCCCCAAGGCUUUGAAUAUAAUAAUGAAUUAAAAAAUGCUGACAAACUAAGAUCUAAUGCUCCUACUUCGAUAUAUUAUAUUGAAAAACAUGUUUUUCAAAUGCGGGCCUAUAUUUACCAAGCUAGAUCGCUAAUAGGUUCAGAUUCUUCAGGAUUAUCAGACCCUUUCGCAAGAGUAGUCAUCGAAGAAUGCAGCGCUACAACGAAAGUUAUUGAUGAAACAUUGAGCCCGACUUGGGAUGAACUUCUCGUUUUUCAAGACAUUACAUUAUAUAGUACCAUGGAUCAGAUCAAAACAGAACCCCCUACCAUCGUUGUCGAGAUAUUUGAUCAAGAUCAAGUUGGUAAAUCCGAAUAUAUUGGGCGUACGAUUGCUAGACCACAUGUAAAAGCUUUUAAUGAGCUAUAUGAGAAACCACAAUUUCCACCUUCCUUGGAGUGGUAUGAGAUCACGCGAGGUGAUGAUGGAGCCGGGGAACUACUCGCUACGUUUGAACUUCUUGAAAUACCACCUAAAGAAUCAACUUUAAGCUUGCCAGAGCUUCCUCCUCCUAAGGAGAUUCCGGAAAAUCAACCCCUUGAAAUACGAUAUCCUGUUCCAAAAGGAAUACGUCCAACUUUAUCAAAAUAUCGUAUUGAAGUUUUGUUUUGGGGCUUGCGUGACGUAAAGCGCAUUCAUCUUCUAACAGUAGAUAGACCCAGAGUGGACAUUGAAUGUGCUGGACACAUUAUAUAUUCUACCGUAAUACAAAAUGCAAAACGGAACCCAAAUUUUUCAUCACCCGUGAAGUACAUUGACGUCGAGCUUCCGGAUCAAGACCUAUAUCGACCACCCCUGACUAUUCGAGUUGUAGAUUGCCGCAGUUUUGGAAGAGUAACACUUGUCGGAACGCAUACUAUCAACUCAAUACACAAAUACAUCUACACUCCGAUGAGCAAACGCGAGAGAGAUAUUGAGGAACGCAAAAAGUCCAUGAUUCAAUUACAUAAUAUUGAUUUACAGGCUAAUUGCAUUAUUCAAGAUGAUGUGUAUAUAGUUGAUAACGACAGGGAAAGCUGUCCUUUACUCUUUCACGAUGGUCGUGUGACUAUGCCCUAUGGCUCUAGAAGGCCAGGGGUGGCUAAAAAAGUAAUGAAGUUUGAUGGUGGCAAAAACCGAAAACCUAGUACGGUGUCAGUAAUAGACGAUGACGACGGCAACAAAGAUUGGUGGACAAAGUAUUUUGCAUCUGUUGAGUUCUUGAUUGAGGAAGAAAAAGAGAACAAGAGGGAACGUCAAGGAAACAUUCAAACACCUCAACUUACAUAUGUUGACGAAACACGUUCCCCCCGAGAUGAAGUUCAAUCUCCUCGUUCCGAACGAGGAACCAAUCGUCGGUCAUCAGCUCCUACGAGAGCCAAAAUAAUACCUGUUUUGACCAAGAAGAAUGAAAUUCCACGUUCAGCUUUGACAAGAAUAAUACCACACGAACUUGAGGCUGUGCCUGAAUACGAAGGAUUCAAAGAAUGGCUACAGUCCUUUGAACUAUAUCGAGGCAAGAAAACUGGUGAUGAUUCAGAAGAUGAUACUCGCAUAGUCGGAGUCUUUAAGGGCGCAGUUAAAGUUUAUAAAUGGCCUCUUCCGAAAGCAAUAGACGAUUGCACAAUAAUGGGAUUUGACCCCAACCAUGGAUUUUUCCAAGGCGUGCCGAAUAACGAGCCCAUACAUGUUUUAGUACGAGUAUACAUUGUUAAGGCUACUGACCUUCACCCGAUGGACUUGAACGGGAAGGCUGAUCCAUACAUAGUGCUACAACUGGGCUCAAAGAAAAUUAGUGAUAAGGAAAAUUAUGUGUCGAAGCAACUAAAUCCAGUCUUUGGCAAAUGUUUUGAAAUCGAGGCCACGAUUCCUCAAGAUUCUAUGCUGACUGUACAAGUAUAUGAUUGGGAUUUACUCGGUUCCGAUGAUUUGAUCGGUGAAACCAAAAUCGAUCUUGAAAAUCGCUUUUACAGCCGCCACAGGGCAACUUGUGGGUUGCCCAAAAAAUAUGAGGAGCAAGGAUACAAUCGAUGGCGCGACGCAAUGAAACCUACUCAGAUAUUGGCCAAACUUUGCAAAGACGGCAAAAUCGACCCACCGAUAUACGAAUACGGUCGUAUUAAAGUUGGCCGUACAAUAUUUAACAUGCCAUUAAAUGAUACUGAGCUGUUUUCUGACCCGGAUACAAUGGAAGAGCAGAUGGCAUUGGUAGUGCUACAUCGUUGGGACGAAGUACCUCGUAUAGGAACUAAACUAGUAACUGAACACGUGGAAACUCGGCCUCUUUACAAUCCAAGUAAACCAGGGAUCGAGCAAGGUCGUCUUCAGAUGUGGGUAGACAUGUUCCCGAUGGACAUGCCACUGCCAGGACCACCACUAGACAUUUCACCUCGCAAGCCCAAGUCCUACGAGAUGAGAGUAAUCAUUUGGAAUACCGAUGACGUUGUGCUUGAAGACGACGCUUUCUUCACAGGCGAGAAAAUGUCUGACAUUUACGUAAAGGGGUGGCUUAAAGGACCUGACGAUUGCCAGAGUACAGACAUACACUAUCGCUCUUUGACGGGUGAAGGCAAUUUCAAUUGGCGUUUUAUAUAUCCAUUCGACUAUCUCGAAGCCGAAGAACGUAUAGUCAUAUCACGAAAGGAAACUGUUUUUUCAUGGGAUGAAACAGAAUGCAAGAUACCAGCACGACUUGAAUUGCAAGUUUGGGAUGCUGAUCAUUUCACAACUGAUGACUUUUUGGGUGCUAUAACCCUGGAUCUAAAUCGAUUCCCACGCGGAGCUAAAUCUUCUAAGCUGUGCACACUGCAAAUGCUGAGCAACGACGGAUCAGUCCCAAUGGUGAACAUUUUUAAGCAAAAACGUGUUAAGGGGUGGUGGCCAUUCUAUAUUAAAGGUGACACUGAAGAAAUGGAACUCACUGGAAAAGUCGAAGCAGAGAUACAUCUGUUGACGCGAGAGGAAGCCGAUAAAGUACCAGCUGGGUUAGGACGUAGCGAGCCCGAUCCUUUGGAUAGACCAAAUCGCCCGGAUUCCUCGUUCAUGUGGCUCUUCAACCCGCUGAAGUCUCUUCGUUACAUCAUGUGGCACAACUAUAAAUGGGACAUUGUUGCAUAUGGAUGCUUUAUUCUCGUGGCCAUCUUGAUACUUUCGUUUGUAUAUGCCUUCCCUGGCUAUAUUGUCAAGAAAUUCGUCGGAGCUUAGGACAUGAGAAUGAAAGUAAAGGAAACCGUUUACAAGAUUACUUUAAAAAUUAUAAAAAAUUAUUGAU
This is a messenger RNA of Vanessa atalanta (red admiral), 6370 nucleotides long. RefSeq names its product otoferlin-like. The transcript is spliced from 26 exons. NCBI's taxonomy places the organism in Eukaryota, Metazoa, Arthropoda, Insecta, Lepidoptera, Nymphalidae. Gene Ontology annotation, cellular component: membrane. The record is from RefSeq and is a predicted model, not a curated record. Bases 1 to 6303 code for a protein of 2100 amino acids. Gene Ontology annotation, biological process: plasma membrane organization.